This is a messenger RNA of Podarcis raffonei (Aeolian wall lizard), 1401 nucleotides long. It is a transcript of the gene ETHE1, whose product is annotated as ETHE1 persulfide dioxygenase. The record is from RefSeq and is a predicted model, not a curated record. Gene Ontology annotation, molecular function: sulfur dioxygenase activity. Lineage: Eukaryota; Metazoa; Chordata; Lepidosauria; Squamata; Lacertidae. The transcript has 7 exons. The coding region runs from base 133 to 954 and encodes 273 amino acids. Gene Ontology annotation, biological process: hydrogen sulfide metabolic process; glutathione metabolic process.
UCCUGCCGGUGCGUGGCGCUUUAAGGAGGCUCGCAGCCCGCCCACUUUUCCGCCGCCGCUCCUGACCCAGCCUCUGAACUUUUAAAGGGCGUCGCUCCUCUCCUUUCAUUUCCACCAAGUGUGGCGCGCCCAAUGUCUCUGUCCCGGAGAUGCCCUGCUGCAGCCGCGGCUGCUCUGCGGGUCCUGGGCGCCGCUCCGGCCCGGGCCAGCCUUCCCCGGCGAUGCUACUGCGUCCGCACCGCGCAGCGCCAGGGGCUGCUCUUCCGACAGCUCUUUGAAUCAGAGAGUUCCACAUAUACCUACUUGCUGGCAGAUUUGAAGACCAAGGAGGCGGUUCUAAUAGACCCAGUUCUGGAGACAGCCAAGAGGGAUUCGACACUGGUGAAGCAGCUUGGUCUGAAUUUAGUAUAUGCAGUCAACACUCACUGCCAUGCAGACCACAUCACAGGCACCGGAUUGCUGAAGAAGCUUCUCCCAGGCUGCCGAAGUGUCAUCUCCAAACAUAGUGGCGCCUCUGCUGACCUCCUAAUCCAGGAAGGGCACACCCUCAAAUUUGGGGAUUUUGCCCUGGAAGCUCGUUCCACCCCUGGGCACACAGACGGAUGCCUGACGUAUGUGCUGAAUGACAAAGGCAUGGCUUUCACUGGCGAUGCCUUGCUGAUCCGGGGCUGUGGACGGACAGACUUCCAGCAAGGCAAUCCAGAUACCCUGUAUCAGUCGGUCCACGAAAAAAUCUUCACACUCCCUGGCCACUGCCUAAUCUACCCUGCCCAUGACUAUACCGGCCAGACAGUGUCUACAGUAGAGGAAGAAAAAACCCUGAAUCCUCGCCUCACCUUGCCCCGAGAGGCCUUCGUUGAACUGAUGAACAACCUGAAUCUACCCAAGCCAAAACAAAUAGAUUUCGCAGUUCCUGCUAAUCUCAAGUGUGGGGUCCAAGAUGUAGCUGCCUAGGUGCACCUUCUGACUUCCCAAAGAUGACCUAAGGCAUCCCUUGCAGCAAUGGGAUGGUUUCAUGGCGUACAAACCAUCUCCUUGUUACACUCUGAAGGAAGAUGACAGUGAUUUAUUUGGAAAGAUGUGUGUGUCUUCAGAUACACCCUAACUUGGUUUGGUUCCUGAUCAUCCUGCCUAUUGUGAUCAUCAACCUCUUAAUUCCAGCUCCAUGACCUCAGUGGCCCACUUUUCUUUGUUGAUUUGCACUGGCUGGACAUUCCCAGCUCAACCAGGACCCACGUGAUGUUUUUGUUUUCCAAGUAUGCACUGUGUCAAGAUUUCUGCUGGGCCUCAAAAUUCCUUGCCAGAAGACAGAGUCUCUUGCACUGUGAAUGUUCUGAAAACUCGGGUUUUGUGCCUGAGAAACUCUUGUUGCUGAGAAAAAAUAAAAUGCAUUUGUUGUUA